AUGGAAGUUGACUUGUUGCGACCGGGGACCGUGCCUAUAUCCCCAGAUACUUUUUUAGGAUUUGAAUUUUUAUUAGAUAAAGACUUACUUAUAAGACAUUUACAAAAGGCAAAUGCAGAUCCUUCUCCUACAGAUUUGAUAACAAAGUUUUAUGAUGCCAUUGUAAUGACUUUAAAAAAUAAAGCAGAGCCGGAGAAUAUUGAAACUGCCGAAGGAAACAAUGAAGUUACAGUUAAACAUCCUAUAAAGAAUAUUGCAAUGAAGAUAUUGUCUUUAAAGAUAGCCGCUUUUUUAAACUGGAAUUUAGCUCAAAUAAGAUCGUUACCAUUUAAAACUCAAAUUAGUUUACUACAGGAUCUUAUGUAUUUUACUAGCGAGGAAAAGACCAUCAUGGAAAUUCCAAAUAUUGAGCAAGCUGAUACUAAAACUGCCUCUCCCCAAUUUUUAUUUGCUCUUUUGUUAUUUCAUAGGUGGUUGCUGAAUACUUCAAUGCAUAGGGUAACUUCAAGUUGGCAACAAAGAUAUGGAAUGACCGAAAUGUCACCAGCUGAUGAAAAUAUUAUAUGUUGUCCAGAUAACAUCAAAAAAACAGUUACAUUCCUUACAGAUGCAUUACAAUGGGAAGAAAUUCCUCUAAUGUUAACAUAUGAUUGUUUCAAUAUGCCUACAGAAACUAAUGAGGCUCUUCAAUUUGAAUGGACUAAAGGCAAAAAAGUAUCUAGAGACGAAUUUUGUGCACAAAUUUGCUUUGAUUUGGCCACUUUUUUCUUUUAUCGUGAAGAGUAUGAUUUUGCUAAACAGCAAUUUGCCCAGUGUUUAAAUUUUUUCAAUUCUAUUAUUGGACAGAAUGGCUUUGCAACUAUUGAUACAGAUUUAUUAAAUAUGUACAUGAGAGCAUGUGAUUCUACUGCUGAUUUACAAAACAAAUCUUUAACAGAACAGUUAAAUAACUCUAUUGUUAACCAGUUUGUGGGUCUAACAGCUAUCCUGCAAAAAGAUAAUGUUAAAAAAGAGAUAUCUCUAGUGCAUAGACUGAACCUAGAAUUGGAUGUUCAAGGAGCUCUCUCUAGUGGUGUCUUCACAGUAGCAAGGGAUUUGUUAUAUAAAGUAAAGGCUUUAAAUCAUAUCCGAUGUGUGUUAGAAAAGAAGUUGUUAAAUGAAUUUGCUUUAAGUCACUCCAGAAAUAUUGACAACCUAAUUUUUGGUUUGCAUUGGAAUUGGAAUAUAUGGAAAGAGGAGGAUAAAAAAUUGUUAAAAAACUACCUUUUCCAGCUGAUUAUAAAGGAGGAGGUUCCUAAUCUAUAUAAUAGAAUAAACUAUCAUGGUACAUUAACAAAUAUGUUUAGUAAAGCUGAAAUAAUGUACAUUAAAAAAGAGGGAAAUGUAAAUAUUUCUGAAAGCCUUCUUAAGACUGAAACUAGUUUUACAGAUUCUACUAAAAAAAAAAAACCACAAAUGGAAAUGAGACAGUUGGAAAGACAGCUUAUAAUUACAUAUGAUUGGAAGGAAAUUAAAGACUUAAUAACUAAGAUUGCCAUGAUGAACUUUAAUACUCCUAUUUGGGAAGUUAACCCUCAAUGGAAAUUACCCAUCCCAUUAGAAAGUGUAAUCAAAGGGCUUCCUAGAGGAUUUUUGCAAGACUAUUCGUAUGUGUUACUGGCAAAAUCUAAAGAACAGUUUCUUAACAAGAAUUGGAACAUGGCCCUUGAACUACUUAUAGUUUUAGAUAAAGAAUUACAAGCUGCUUCUUCCAACAUUUCUAAGUUAUAUAAAAUGGUCAAUUGGGAAGUACUGGUUAUACAAAUUACUCAGUUAAUUGAGGACUGGCCAAAUAGUAUUGCUGAUAGGCAUGCUUUGGGUAAUGCAUGUGAGGUAUGCUUUCAAACAAAUGAUACAGUCUUACCCCGUACAGAGGUUAUAGAAACCUGUGCUAUCUGUCUUCUGAAUUUGCGACGCUGGGAGUUCCUUUUAGGACAGGAAAAAAAAUGGGCAAUGUUUGAAAUCACUUCGGCUAUAGCCUUGGCUUGUCACGAAAUAGUUCAAAACAAGGGUACUAAGAAAUUUUCAAAAAAUUUAUGGGAUCUUGUAUUGCCGAUUUUUUCUCCAAACUCUUCUCAAUCCAAAAGAGGAAAUUCAAAUUAUAAUGAUAAUAAUUCCAUGAAAAAUAACUUGAUGUCAAUAUUUUUACGCCUGAAAGACACUUGGUGCCUAACAGUGGUGAUAUCUUUGCUUACAAAACUCUACAAUAUUUUUAAAGAUGAAACCAAUCUGGAAUUACAAGUGGAAUAUAUGAACUUGUGGCCUAAUACAGUGAGCAAUGCUAGUUCUUAUAAUAUAAAUGCUACAUCAGAAAUACUGUCUGAAAUAUUGACCCACGCACUGAAAGAAUACCCAUCUAAUAUUUCUUGGUUAAGAUUAAUGGGAGAUGUGAAUUUUGCAAAUGGAAAUUACAAGAUUUCAAUGUCGUUCUAUUUAAAAUCGUUGAUCAUAUGCAAUGAUUAUUUCAAUCUCCCUAUUCGGUAUGACGAUCAUGUUACUAGAAGAAUGAUCAAAUGUUGCCAGGCUCUAGGAUGUUACACCCAAGCAGCUGUUUUAUGCCAGUUUUUGGAAGAUCCAGAUUAUGCCCUGGCGUUCCGUAUACUAGGCGAUCAAAAGCUCUGUAAUGAUGCAGUCGAUGCUUAUUAUCACUGUUUCUGGGAUAUAAAUAUUCUAGAGUUCCUAAUUCAUAUUCAUAAUAGACGCGGAGAGUUUCAGAGAAGAAAAUGCGCUACACAAGUUAUGGGAAUGUUGGAAUUAAACUCUAAUAACAACGAGGAAAUUCAAAGGGAAGCCAGUAAUUUAAGAAAAAGUGUAUUUUUAAGGGCUCUUUGCAAACAAUAUGUAUUUUAAAUGUAUUUUUUUAUUUUAACUAAAUAUAUUUUUUUUAUUUACUAAACUAAAUGAUAAAUCAUAUAUAUGUAUUUCUUAUU
Molecule: messenger RNA, 2969 nt
Organism: Sitophilus oryzae (rice weevil)
Lineage: Eukaryota; Metazoa; Arthropoda; Insecta; Coleoptera; Curculionidae
Gene: IntS8
Product: integrator complex subunit 8
Exons: 12
Coding region: 1-2889 (962 amino acids)
Biological process (GO): snRNA 3'-end processing
Cellular component (GO): integrator complex
Source: RefSeq, a predicted model, not a curated record